AUGAGCAACGAGCUUCGAGAGGUGAGAGCUUGCUGUAUUGUGAUGUCGCUGAAUGAAAACGUUCUGGCAGUCAGAAAGAUCUUCUUUCUGCCUUGUGAUGACGACAGCACGGGAAGCUCAGAUGGGAAAGAAGGCUCAGCGCUGUGGUCAACUCUAGUUGACUUCCAACUACUCGUCCACGGGCACAGCUGUUUUGCCAAGCGCUGCGGUGCAACUGGGCGCUGUGCCCUUCCUCCCUUCUCUAUCAUGUCAAGGAUGGUGAAACUACAGCAAUGA
Chondrus crispus (carragheen) is the source of this 276-nucleotide messenger RNA. RefSeq lists its product as hypothetical. The record is from RefSeq and is a predicted model, not a curated record. Bases 1 to 276 code for a protein of 91 amino acids. The transcript has a single exon. NCBI's taxonomy places the organism in Eukaryota, Rhodophyta, Florideophyceae, Gigartinales, Gigartinaceae.